Coregonus clupeaformis (lake whitefish) is the source of this 2790-nucleotide messenger RNA. RefSeq names its product rho GTPase-activating protein 28. Gene Ontology annotation, biological process: regulation of actin filament polymerization; negative regulation of stress fiber assembly; signal transduction. Gene Ontology annotation, molecular function: GTPase activator activity. Lineage: Eukaryota; Metazoa; Chordata; Actinopteri; Salmoniformes; Salmonidae. Gene Ontology annotation, cellular component: cytoplasm. Bases 143 to 2161 code for a protein of 672 amino acids. The record is from RefSeq and is a predicted model, not a curated record. The transcript has 15 exons.
UUUCACCGUGAGCAGGCGCGAGAGUGGCAACGGUGGAUCGCUUUAUUUAUUUUCUGUCAAGAGUAGCGCAGCGUGUGCCAAUGCGAAGUGCCGGUUACAGUAGCCAGGCGCCUACUUUGGUACGAUAUUUUGGCGGUCAGCGAUGGAAAUCACAGACUCGGGCAGUGUGAUUUUAACAGCUUACCAUUCAUACGCACCGUCCAGGAUACAUUUGGUGGAUGAAGGCUGUGCGACUCCGCUAUCUCCAAGACACUCUCCUUGCAGGAAGGUGCAGUACCAGGGGAUAGGCCUACUAGGCAGGAUGAGUUCCAGGGGGGCCAGGCCCUCUUCUCCCCCCAGCUCACUGGAGCGCCUGGCGUCGCGGGACUCCCAAGACUCCAUGGAGGACUACUGGAGCGAAGUGAAGAACAUCGAGGAGGAUGGUGAACGGGGCCACGAGGACCUGCUGGAGAGGGGCAGUAUGGAUGAGGCCGAGCUUGAGGAGGCGUGGCUGCAGGAGGCGGGUCUGUCCACGUUUGUGUCGGGGGAGUUGGGGGAGGGGCCUGCGGAGGCGCUGCUCUCCACGCUGACGCGCUCACAGGCAGCCAUGGUGAAGAAGCGUGUGGACAACUAUACCCUGACCAUGAGGAAGAGGAACAAGCAGCCGGCCAGACACGUCCAAGAUGUCUUCUCCACGCCAGACACAUUGCUGGUUGAUCCCAUACCGCCUGUCCCGCCCAAGUCACCCAAUGGACACAUGCCUUCCAGAUGCAUCCACCGGACGUCUUCUAGAGUGCGACCUGCUUUUCCCAGCUUCUCCCCAGUGGAGGGACGUGUUUCAGAGUGCCCUCCCCCUCAGGAUACCUCUGACUCCCUGUCUUUCGAGGUGCCUUACUCCGAGGGCGUCACUGCCCACCGCAGGGGCCGCCAGGGGGACUGCCAGGACUGCCAACGCAUCCGCAGAGACGACCCCGACCUGCCAACAUUUCAGCUGCCUAGGCCUAAACUAGGCCUCACCCACAUACAAGACCUAUCUUGUGAGGACAUGAAGAAGAUCGGCUAUAUCUCUCUGAUUGAACUGACCACGUUCUACGACUGCUUGGGCAUUGAGCUCAAACGCAACCGAGCGGCACGCAGCAAGGCCAGAGAAAGUGGUGUAUUUGGAGUUUCCCUGACCACUCUACUGGAGAAUGACCAGAAGAAAUUCCCAGAGUCCAAGGUUCCUCUCGUCUUCAAAAAGCUCUUGUCCAAGCUGGAGCAGACAGGACUACAAACAGAGGGGAUUCUCAGAGUACCAGGGUCUGCAUCCAGAGUAAAGCAUCUUCGCCAGGAGCUCGAGCAGAAGUUCUAUGAGGACCGGUUUGACUGGGAGCAGGUGAGGCACAACGAUGCAGCGGGCCUGUUGAAGAUGUUCAUCAGAGAGCUGCCUUAUCCUCUGCUCACUCUCCAACACUUACCGGCCUUCGCCGCUGCACAGAGUGUCUCCUCUCCCAGACACCAGAUCCAGGCUCUGCACCUCCUCAUCAUGUUGCUCCCUGAGCCCAACAGAGACACACUCAAGGCCCUGUUGGAGUUCCUGAGGAAGGUGGUAGCUUAUGAAGAAAAGAAUAGGAUGAGUCUGUGGAACGUGUCCAUGAUCGUGGCUCCCAACCUCUUCACCUACCGGGGCAAGAACGCCAAGCAGGAGGAGAUGCAGGGGGCAGCCGGGGCGGCCCACCUCGUACGGCUACUCAUCACAUACCAAGACCUGCUCUGGACCGUGCCCUGCUUUCUCAUCUCCCACGUGAGGAAGUUGAAUGAGGCUGGUGCCAGCAAGAAGCCGCCCAGCUCAGAGAAGACCAAGAGGAAGCUGCUACUGAUGAGGAAGAGGAACGCCGAGAAGACUGAGAGGAGCGAGUUGACUGACCUCAGAGAAGGGGUCAUCAGGGUUCACGCCCCACAACACGCCAAGAUCUCCAUGGCAAUCCAGUUGGAUAACGAGACCAAGGCCAAAGACGUGAUGGCGCGCUUCGAUUACGAGAACGGUCGUGGCACCAGAAGCACUAGCCGGAGGCCAGUACAGUAUUUGUUUGAGGUCGGAGGAAACAUAGGCGAGCGCUGCUUGGACCCUGAGACUCACCUACUAGACGUGUACCAUGUGAAUCCGCACUGUGAAUGGCUUUUAAAACCCACAACCACAUGAGAACUGAGGACUCACUCGCUCAACAGUCAGCAAGCAGACUGAACCACUGCCCUCUUGUGGUCGUCCUGGUGAACUGACUAUGCAUGGAGGUCUUGUUGACUUUAGGUUCAAUUUAGGUUUUAUCCCAAACAAUGGACCACUAAAAAGAGAGAGCGCUUAGAGAGGAACUGUGGAGAGAGACAUUCUCCUUCUGAAGGAAGGACUCAUCUCAGGCCCUGUUUGUGUGAUUAAACCUUUUAACAAAAUACUAAAAAUGACGGAAGCACUAUACUCUGAAUAUCCGGGUUCUGAAUGGAAGUAUUUGGAGGAGGGACAGCUUUGUGAAGACAUGCGCCACACACGUGACUGACGACAUCCCAUUGCUUGCCAUUGGAAUUGUUUGGUGCCAGAUAUUCACCUACUGGGUCGUUCCACCAAUUCAGUGCCCUUUGAGGAGAGGAACUCUUUUUACACUACGAUUUGGCUAUUAGAUCCUCAAUGUGUCUUUUGAAAAACAUAUUUAAAAAGGAUUAGUCUCACCAUAUUAAAACAAGAGUUCAGUGUCACGUAACUGGAUUGACCUUAAAAUGAGGGUCAGACUUAAAUGAAUCACUAAUCUUCAGAAAUUACUUUUGUCAAAGCAACAAAAU